AUGAAACCAUUCAGCCGCGAUCACGCAAUACCAAGGGAGAAAAGGACCGAUAAGCGCCCGAUUCCCUCAUGGAAGCUUGUUCUAGACCAAGGGGCCGUCGCUCAGUCGGUGCUAAGCCACCAGCAUGCUGGGUCGGGCACUGAAGAAAGCCCGUUUGUUGUCGCAUGGCUCAACAACGACUUUCGCGACCCCAUGCUGCUCAGUAUGACCCGCAAGAUCAUGAUCACACUGAUUGUCUCUUUUGCAACGCUGGUUGUUGCCCUCGCAUCGUCCGCAUACACCGGGUGCAUGAAGGAGCUGAUCGAGGACUUGGACGUCGACAAGGAGGUUGCGACUUUAGGUCUGUCGCUGUUUGUUCUAGGGUUUGCAUUAGGCCCUGUAUUCUGGGCGCCCCUCAGUGAGGUCGUUGGACGGCAGUACCCGUUUAUUCUCUCCUUUGGGGCAAUGGCUGUCCUGCUCGCUGGUUGUGCUGCAUCCCCCAAUAUCGAGUGCUUGAUUGUGCUGCGGUUCUUCGCUGGCGCCUUUGGGUCCGCACCAUUAACCAACGCCGGUGGUGUCAUUAGCGACAUGUUCCCAGCUCGCCAGCGGGCACUUGCCCUGAGUCUGUUCGCUGCUGGUCCAUUCAUGGGGCCUGCACUGGGUCCCAUUAUCGGGGGGUUCCUAGGAAUGAGUGCGGGCUGGCGCUGGGUGGAAGGGUUCCUGGCAGCACUGGCCGGGUUCUCGUGGCUCACCAUGGCUGUAUUUGUGCCAGAGACAUAUGCCCCGAUUCUUCUGCGGCGCAGAGCACAACGGCUUUCGCAAUUGACUGGAAAGGUCUACCGAGCAAGGUUCGAUAUGGGGCAUCGGGCCGGUCUCGGGGAAAUACUGCGCAAGUCCUUGUCGCGGCCAUGGGUUUUGUUAUUCCGAGAGCCUAUCGUACUGCUGCUGUCUAUCUAUAUUGCACUUAUAUACGGAGCUCUCUUUAUGACGUUUGGUGCUUUUCCCAUAGUCUACCAGGAGGGACGUGGAUGGAAUGAAGGCGUAGGAGGCCUUUCAUUCUUGGGAAUCAUGGUGGGCAUGAUCCUCGCAAGCAUCUACACUGUAUAUGACAAUCAGCGAUACCUGCACGUCUUUGAUAAACAUAACGGGUUCGCUCCUCCCGAGGCUCGUCUGCCCCCAGUUAUCCUAGCAUCGAUUACCAUUCCUGCUGGUCUUUUCUGGUUUGCGUGGACCAAUUCGCCUUCUGUCCACUGGAUGGCAAGUAUUGCGGCCUGCGUCCCAUUCGGAUUCGGAGUCAUCCUGGUAUAUCUUGGUAUUCUGAGCUAUCUGAUAGAUUCAUAUACUAUCUUCGCAGCGUCAGUACUUGCUGCUAAUUCGGUUAUGCGGUCUGGGUUUGGUGCCAUCUUUCCUCUAUUCACUACAUAUAUGUACGAGGGCCUUGGGAUCCACUGGGCGUCGUCAAUACCUGCUUUCCUCACAUUGGCCUGCGUUCCAUUCCCCAUUGUUCUCUACAAGAAAGGCAAAUUAAUCCGAAAGCGAUGUAAAUAUGCUGCUCAGUCAGAGGCGUAUAUGCAGAGUCUUCGGGAAUCGCCAAACCAGGAGAGCAGCAGCAAAGAUUGA
Molecule: messenger RNA, 1599 nt
Organism: Aspergillus puulaauensis
Lineage: Eukaryota; Fungi; Ascomycota; Eurotiomycetes; Eurotiales; Aspergillaceae
Product: MFS transporter
Exons: 1
Coding region: 1-1599 (532 amino acids)
Biological process (GO): transmembrane transport
Molecular function (GO): transmembrane transporter activity
Source: RefSeq, a predicted model, not a curated record